UCCCGGGCGGACGGCCGGACCAUGGCGCGCAAGAAGGUGCGGCCGCGGCUCAUCGCCGAGCUGGCCCGUCGCGUGCGGGCCCUGCGGGAGCAGCGCGAGCGGCCGCGCGACUCGCAGCGCUACGCCCUGGACGGCGAGACGAUGACGCGGCCGCUGUCGGGGCGCCGCCUGCCCGCGCGGGCCUGGGCCGACGUGAGCCGCGAGAGCCGCCUGCUGCAGCUGCUCAGCCGCCUGCCGCGCUUCGGCCUGGGCCGCCUGGUCACGCGCAAGUCCUGGCUGUGGCAGCACGACGAGCCCUGCUACUGGCGCCUGACGCGCGUGCGCCCCGACUUCUCGGCGCAGGACUUGGACCACGGGCAGGCCUGGGGCGUCCUGACCUUCAAGGGAGAGACGGAGCCCGAGCCCCGCGAGAUCGCGCAGGCCAUGUACCACGACUGGCGGCUGGUGCCCAAGCACGAGGAGGCGGCCUUCGUGGCGGCCGCGGCCGCGCCCGCACGCCCCGCCGGGCCCCGCGCCGUGCCCUACCCGCCGCUGCUGCGGGCCAUGAUCCUGGCCGAGCGCCUCCGCGGCGGCGACCCCAGCCCGGAGGAGCCGGCGCUGAGCCUGGAGGGCACGCGCGUGGCUCCCUGGGACUACCCCGAGCGCAAGGAGCGCCGCCAGAAGGCGCAGGGCACCCCGGUCUGAGCCGCCGCGGGCAGCCCGGCCCGACUCCCCUUCGGACUGUUUGGGGGCAGGCCCGGCCCGCCCCGUCGCACUUGUCCUUUGUAAUAAAAUCCC
Molecule: messenger RNA, 777 nt
Organism: Suncus etruscus (white-toothed pygmy shrew)
Lineage: Eukaryota; Metazoa; Chordata; Mammalia; Eulipotyphla; Soricidae
Gene: MRPS34
Product: mitochondrial ribosomal protein S34
Exons: 3
Coding region: 22-684 (220 amino acids)
Biological process (GO): mitochondrial translation
Cellular component (GO): mitochondrial small ribosomal subunit; mitochondrion
Molecular function (GO): structural constituent of ribosome
Source: RefSeq, a predicted model, not a curated record